GUUUUACUACUUUUAUUUGAAAGAAAUGAAUAAUCGGAAACUUACGUAGUUUUUUAAUUGUUUACAUUGCUUCGCAUUGUACACCGAGAAGAUAUUAUAUUAGAAUACCGUGAAUAAUUUUGUCGGAUAUCUUUCGAAUAUUAUUUAAAGAUGGAUUAUAAUGACAAAAGCCGCAAUUUAGAUUAUAAUAAUGACAAAACUCGGAUUGAGCAUAAUGACAAAAGUCGAACUGAUUAUAAUGACAAAAGUCGUAGUCUGGAAAGAGGAUCUGAUCGAUCAAGAUCUGAAAAAAGGCGAAGAUCAAGAUCCCACAGUCCUCGUCGUCAUAAGCGUUCUCGAAGUAGAGAAAGAAGGUCACGAUCCAGAAGCAGAGACCGCCACAGGCAUAAAGAAAGGGAACGUGAUAAAGAGAGAAGAGACAAAAAGAAAGAUAAAUCCAAAGAUAAGUCUAGGCAAAAAGAUCGCAAAGAUAAAAAUAACAUUAAAGAAGAAGAUGAAGAUGGUAAAAAUGAUAAAGUUAAGAAAGAGCCUCUUUCCCUUGAAGAACUUAUGGCAAAAAAGCAAGCUGAGGAAAUGGCAAGGAGCAAGCCUGUAUUUCUAACGAAAGAGCAGCGAGCUGCUGAAGCCCUAAAAAGGAGGCAAAAAGAGGUGGAGGAACAAAGGAAGAGAAUGGAUGAGGAAAGAAAAAUUCGAAUGCAGUUUAUGGAAGAGGCCAAACAUUCUCAAGAAAAUGAUAAGGAGCGGGAACGACGAGAAAGAAGAGAAAAACGUGAAGCGGAAGAAGCAUUAGCAUCAGCUGCUGCAGCUGCAGCAGCUAAUGAAUCUGAUAGAGAUAAAGUCAGAGAAUUGAAAGACAAAGAAAAAGAAUUGGAAGCUAUACGCGAAAGGUAUUUAGGUUUGAUAAAAAAGAAGAGACGUGUUCGACGUUUGAAUGACAGAAAAUUUGUGUUUGAUUGGGAUGCCUCAGAAGAUACUGCUGUAGAUUACAACCCUAUUUAUAAAGAAAGACAUACUGUGCAGUUCUUUGGGAGAGGCCAUGUUGCUGGAAUAGAUUUGAAAUCUCAGAAGAAAGAACAGUCUAAAUUCUAUGGAGAACUUUUAGAAUUAAGAAGAACUCAUGCAGAAAAGGAACAAGAAAUUGUUCGCUUAAAGAAAAUCAAAAAGAAAGAAGACAAACAGAAAUGGGAUGAUCGUCAUUGGUCUCAAAAGUCCAUUGAGGAAAUGACGGAAAGAGACUGGAGAAUCUUUAGGGAAGAUUUCAACAUUGCAAUUAAAGGUGGACGUAUACCAAAUCCCAUUAGAAAUUGGAAAGAAUCUGGUCUGACAAAACCUAUUUUAGAGAUUAUCGAGCAGUUAGGAUAUAAGGAUCCUACUCCUAUUCAGAGACAAGCUAUACCAAUUGGUUUGCAAAAUCGAGAUAUCAUUGGUGUUGCUGAAACUGGCAGUGGUAAAACUCUAGCUUUCUUGAUACCACUAUUAGUUUGGAUAACUUCACUGCCUAAAAUUGAAAGAAAUGAGGAUAUUGACCAGGGUCCAUAUGCAAUAAUAAUGGCACCCACACGUGAGUUGGCUCAGCAGAUUGAAGAGGAAACAAUCAAAUUUGCGAAAACGCUAGAAAUUAGAACAGUAGCUGUGAUUGGUGGUUUGUCCAGAGAAGAACAAGGAUUUCGUUUGCGGCUGGGCUGUGAGAUAGUUAUUGCUACUCCUGGUCGAUUGAUAGAUGUUUUGGAAAAUAGAUAUUUAGUCCUCAACAGAUGUACUUACAUAGUUCUUGAUGAGGCUGAUCGUAUGAUUGAUAUGGGUUUUGAACCAGAUGUCCAGAAAAUUUUAGAAUAUAUGCCAGUGACCAACCAGAAACCAGAUACUGAUGAAGCUGAAGAUGAGAAGAUACUGUUGGCCAACUUUAAUUCUAAAAAUAAAUUCCGUCAGACAGUGAUGUUUACAGCAACUAUGCCACCGGCAGUAGAAAGAUUAGCCAGAUCGUACUUACGAAGGCCUUCCAUUGUCUAUAUUGGUUCUGCUGGAAAGCCUGUAGAAAGAGUAGAACAAAUAGUAUAUGUAAUCAGUGAAAAUAUAAAAAGGAAAAAGUUAUUGGAAAUAUUGGAAGAAGGUGUGGAACCACCUGUCAUUAUUUUUGUCAACCAAAAGAAAGGUGCUGAUGUAUUGGCUAAAGGUCUUGAAAAAAUGGGAUACAAUGCAUGCACUCUUCAUGGUGGUAAAGGUCAAGAACAGAGAGAGUAUGCCUUGGCCAGCCUCAAGACUGGAUCAAAAGACAUUCUUGUCGCUACCGAUGUUGCUGGAAGAGGUAUCGACAUUCAGAAUGUGUCCAUGGUCAUCAAUUAUGACAUGGCUAAAAGCAUUGAAGAUUACACUCACAGAAUUGGUCGUACUGGUCGUGCAGGGAAACAUGGUAUUGCUGUCACAUUAAUAACUAAAGAGGAUUCUCACCUUUUCUACGAUUUGAAACAACUCAUAAUGACUAGCCCUAUUUCAACUUGUCCACCAGAACUUGCAAAUCACCCGGAUGCUCAACAUAAACCUGGAACAGUUAUCACAAAGAAGCGUCGUGAAGAGAAAAUCUUUGCAUAAAACUAAUUCAUGCUAACUUGUUUCUACAUAUGUACAAUGCAGUUAUUCAAGUUCUAAUAAUUUGUAGUGUUUAACUAAUAUUUUCUCCAUCGAAGUUAAGUUUAUUCAUAAUCUUGUAUAGUGGCAUUUUGUAAUUAAAACUGUCUUUUUUAAAUGUG
Messenger RNA from Parasteatoda tepidariorum (common house spider), 2747 nucleotides. RefSeq names its product putative ATP-dependent RNA helicase DDX23. Lineage: Eukaryota; Metazoa; Arthropoda; Arachnida; Araneae; Theridiidae. Gene Ontology annotation, molecular function: ATP binding; RNA helicase activity; nucleic acid binding. The record is from RefSeq and is a predicted model, not a curated record.